Messenger RNA from Coniosporium apollinis CBS 100218, 534 nucleotides. RefSeq lists its product as uncharacterized. The record is from RefSeq and is a predicted model, not a curated record. NCBI's taxonomy places the organism in Eukaryota, Fungi, Ascomycota, Dothideomycetes. The transcript is spliced from 2 exons. Bases 1 to 534 code for a protein of 177 amino acids.
AUGGACGCCUACGAUCCCAACGCCCCCUCUUUGGGCCUCCCCACAGCCUCCUCCAGCCCCAUCCCCACAGGCCUCGACCCAGACUACGGCUUCCUCUACCCACCAAUCCUUCCCCUGAGGCUUUCUCUACGCGGCCUCCGUCCCCAAAGCACCACCGACAACAUCCGCUACGAUGACUACCGCUGGACCAGCAUCCGCGUCUGCGCACACGUGCAGCUCUACUGCGGGCGUAAGCUGAGCCCUGCACCCACCGCCACAUGUGGCCAAUGCGGCGGACAGCCGGACGAGGCGAUUCGAAACAAGCACACGCAGUUGACGCGCUUCUGUCGGAAGUGCGCGAGGUGCAACAGUAGCGGUAAGAAUUAUUACUUGAGGAGUGACUCGGGAGACAUGGCGGAGUGGGCGCUUGUGUGGACCCAGAAAGUGAAGACGGAAGAGGGAGAGGGUGACUGUCACCAAGGUAGUUUUAAGCAGGUGGACGCGCUGAAGCUGCUGUCGAGCGAGGUGAGGGAGGACAUAGGGCCGAGUCAGUAA